Molecule: messenger RNA, 306 nt
Organism: Aspergillus tanneri
Lineage: Eukaryota; Fungi; Ascomycota; Eurotiomycetes; Eurotiales; Aspergillaceae
Product: Methionine aminopeptidase 1
Exons: 2
Coding region: 1-306 (101 amino acids)
Source: RefSeq, a predicted model, not a curated record
AUGAUGUAUUGUUAUUUAUCCUGGGUUUUCGUAUGUAUUGCUGACAGCGAGCAGUCCUAUCCCUCGCCGUUGAAUUAUAACCACUUCCCGAAAUUCGUGUGCACCGUACUGGAUGAAGACGUCACACUAUACCAUGGUGGCUAUCACGGUAACGUGAACAUUGGCAAGAAGGCCAAGGCCGAUGCGGAUUCAGUGCGAGCAGUUGACUCCACACGGGAAUGUCUCGACAGCUCCAUCGAACUGGUGAAAUCGGGAGCUCUUUUCAGGGCCUACGUAGAUGCCAUAGACACGCAUGCAGCGUCGUAA